Molecule: messenger RNA, 633 nt
Organism: Caenorhabditis briggsae
Lineage: Eukaryota; Metazoa; Nematoda; Chromadorea; Rhabditida; Rhabditidae
Exons: 7
Coding region: 1-633 (210 amino acids)
Biological process (GO): actin cytoskeleton organization
Molecular function (GO): small GTPase binding; actin binding
Source: RefSeq, a predicted model, not a curated record
AUGGACUACAUUGAAGAUUGGGUGGAUCGAGCAAUGUCUUGUUUCUACAGAGAUCGUGACAAAGACGAUCCUGGAAAGGCACACGUUCACGACGAUGUCAUUUUUGCACCGCCAGCGCCAUUGGAUCCGGCAAAAGUGGAUAAGGAUUUCGAGUGUCUUGUGAAAGAACUUGGGCUCAGCGAGGAAAAGCAACAAGAAAUGCAUGAUUACUCAAUGGAGAAGAAGAUGUCGCUCUUGGUUUCACAGCAUUGUCUCCAAACGGAAGACGCCUCUCACUUCAUAGGGUUCCUCAAGAAUUUGCAACAAUCAUUCGUCAUCGAUUCGAACACAAUCAGACAGCUUCAGGAUUUGGUUAUCUCGUUGAGGACACAAAAUUAUAGCUACCUCGAAAGUUUCCUCUCGGCAUCUGGACUAAAACUGCUCACCGAACUUCUGAAUCAGUGUCAUCAGCAGUACGCACUAGAACAGCCGGCACUGUUCUUCCUGUAUGCUCUACGUGCUUUGUUGAAUUCACCGAACGGACGAGCGGCAGUCCUACACGAUGAGCAGCACGUGCUGGUGAGCAUCGCAAGAUCUGUCGAUUUUCGAGAUUUCAAGUGCAAGCCAGAUUACCUGCCAGAACCCCCAACAUAA